AUGCGUGUUUUAAUAACAAAUGAUGACGGUCCUCUACAUGAUCAAUUUUCACCAUACAUCAGACCUUUUAUUCAGUACAUUAAAUCAAACUUCCCAGAAUGGCACAUAACAGUAUGUGUCCCCAAUACGCAGAAGUCAUGGAUUGGGAAAGCGCAUCUAGCUGGUAAGAGUCUAACCGCCCAGUUUUUAUAUUCGAAAUUAAAUUCUCAAGAUAAUACAUUUUUUGGUCCCUUUAAUCAACCACAACUAUUGAAUUCUGACCCAGAUUCCACACUCCCACGUACACAAAACAAUACAGAAAUACCUAUUGAUGCCAUUGAAUGGAUCUUGCUAGAUGGGACCCCUGCAUCAUGUGUAAACAUCGCAUUGCACCAUCUAUCCACUAAACCAUUCGACCUAGUAAUAUCUGGACCCAACGUGGGUAGAAACACCUCUGCGGCAUAUAUCACAUCUAGUGGUACCGUGGGGGCUGCCAUGGAAUCAGUGAUAACAUCAGGCAUCAAAUCUGUUGCACUAUCAUGGGCUUAUUUUCAAGGUUUUAAAAUCGUGUCUUCUGAAUUAAUGGAGGCUGCAUCGAGAUGGUCUGUUGAUGUCAUCCGUCAUCUUUAUGAUCAUUGGGAUGCAGAUACAGACUUGUAUUCUGUUAACGUUCCUUUAGUGGAUGAUAUUUUGAAGUUGCAAGACGUGCAGGUACAAUAUACCCCGAUUUGGGAGAAUAGAUGGACAUCUAUAUUCGAUAAGCCUCUCAUUAAUCAGGAUAAUUUGAAUCCUGAAAGAACCACUAGGGAUGACAUUGAAGCUGGGGAAGAAUAUAAUACUAUCUCAUUCCGUUGGAACCCCAACUUUAAAACCACAAGAGAUUCUCAUCAUGUUUGUAAUGAUUCUGACUGUGAUCAUGAUAUGAAAAUUAUUGAAAAGAAGAUGAUCUCGGUGACUCCUUUAAGAGCUACUUUCAGAACCAUUGAUCACUUAUUAGGCCAAAAACUGAACCUGAACAAUGCAACGACGUCGCCAGAUAAUACCGUAAACAUCGCAAUCACCAUUGAUCCAACGGAAUAUAUCUACAAUCCUUUGAAAACAGCUCUUAUCAAGCAUCUUCCUAAUGCUAAUUUUGUAAAUAAAGUGGAAGACGCUAAAGAUACCCCGAAUUCGGUUUUAUUUCAAUAUGGUGAUUAUGAACAAUUAGACGUGGAUAAGUUGAUGAGUAGUCCCGAGAAAUAUUUUACAAAUUCGUAUGUGUACAGAAAAGCAUUAAUUAGGAAACAUUAUUUGUCUCAUACGGUACACUCCUAUGUGGUGAAACACCCCGAAUCCAUCUUAAAUACUGCGGUUCCAGAGACCUACACUAUUGACUUGGAUUAUGCCGAAUUUUUAGAUGAUUCCUUGGAUGAAAAUUGGGAAUUAAGGCAAGAGCUAGAGAAGGAAGAAAAAUGGUGGAUCGUAAAACCUAGUAUGAGUGAUAAGGGACAAGGUAUUAGAGUCUUCAAAACAAUCGAAGAUUUACAAGCCAUUUUUGAUUCAUUUGAUGAUGAAGAGGAUGAAGCGGAAGAUGGGACCGAGUGUAUUGAUGAUAACAAGAUUAUUAUUUCCCAAUUGAGACAUUUUAUUAUUCAAGAAUAUAUGUCGAAUCCGUUGUUGUUAAAAUCGAUGGAUAAUAAAAAGUUUCAUAUCCGUUGUUACGUGACAUGUAAGGGUGAUGUAGAAGUCUUUGUUUACGAUAGAAUGUUAGCUCUGUUUGCACCAACCCCAUUUACCCCAUUAGUUGAAGAUGAAUACUCUCCUACAGAUUUAACCAAUUUACAAUGUCAUUUAACAAAUACCUGUUUACAGACGAAGAAUGAAAAUAAGGAUUUGUCAGUAAUGGAAUUUGAUAAAUUGGAAGAUAUUUCUCUUGAGCAUAAACUUUCCAUUAAGAAGGAAAUUCAUCAAAUUACACGUGAUAUUAUCUUAGCUGCAUUGAAUGUCAAUAGGUUAAAUUUCCAGCCAUUGCCUAAUGCCUUUGAAACAUAUGGUGUUGAUUUCCUAGUGGAUUCUAACUUCCAUGUUAAAUUCUUAGAAAUUAACGCAUAUCCAGAUUUCAAACAAACGGGUACUGAAUUGAAGGGAUUAAUCGAUGAACUAUUUGACAAUACUGUCAAACAAUGUAUUGUACCACUUGUGACCAAGAAUAAUGACAAAUGCAUUACUGAUCGAAACUUCACAAGUGUUUUAGAAUACAAAUCUAACGAAUGGUAA
This is a messenger RNA of Naumovozyma castellii, 2235 nucleotides long. RefSeq names its product putative tubulin tyrosine ligase (gene PBY1). The coding region runs from base 1 to 2235 and encodes 744 amino acids. The transcript has a single exon. Lineage: Eukaryota; Fungi; Ascomycota; Saccharomycetes; Saccharomycetales; Saccharomycetaceae. The record is from RefSeq and is a predicted model, not a curated record.